Molecule: messenger RNA, 2394 nt
Organism: Vitis vinifera (wine grape)
Lineage: Eukaryota; Viridiplantae; Streptophyta; Magnoliopsida; Vitales; Vitaceae
Product: peroxidase 64
Exons: 4
Coding region: 1135-2097 (320 amino acids)
Biological process (GO): hydrogen peroxide catabolic process; response to oxidative stress
Cellular component (GO): plant-type cell wall; plasmodesma
Molecular function (GO): peroxidase activity; heme binding
Source: RefSeq, a predicted model, not a curated record
AAUUUAAUCAGACAGAGGCUUCAAAACUGAAUAAAUGAUCAGCAUUUCAUAUCAACAACAGUACUCUGCAUGAACUUUCUGUUAAAGUUUCGGUUAAAAUCAAUUAUUGAAGAAAAACAGUUUCCAAUCUAUCAAAGCUUUCACCAUCUCAUAAAAGUCCAGUGUUUAAAAAUGAGUAUCGAAUCCUAACAUCUUCUGAUGGAGAUUUCUUUGCCUACCUGGUGGAAAUUACUUCAUAUUCAAGUCAGAAGCCAGCUGGAGACAUUUUAGUACAACAUUGGAGGGGGAAAAUUUAUGUACUACUAAUAUGAAUUUGGUUGAUAAAGAAAAAUGAAAGAUUGCUAAGACCUAAGUACAAUUUGAGGCCAAACUUUCAAGUGUACUACUAGCCUAGAUGUGGAAUACUAACAACAUAGAGGAAACUGUUCCUGAUGAUCAUCUCCAAUCUCCUAUUGUUUACUAGCUGCUCGGCACUUUUAGAUAAGCAUUGAAGUAAGGAACAUUUGGAACAAAUAUGAUUACGCAACGAUCCCUUUAUUAGUUCAACCCCUUCCACCAAAUUUAUUCUCUUUUCACGUUGGUAGGGUCACUAUGCCAGUCUAACUAAAGGCCAUUUGAUUGCUUAUUUUCAAAGAAGGCCUAAAGAAAGAAAAAGAUGAUGCAGCUAUUUCUGCUACCAGUUUGUGUUUAAUUUAGUAUUCAACUUUUGGGUAUGGGUUAAUCACCUACCCUUUGGUCAUCUAUGACUAUAAUGGAAUUGUUUAGUAUCAUUAAACUCGUGCAAAUGCAUUGCUUUUCAAACCUUCAACCGGUCAUUUUCUGUAACGAGUUCUUAACUUGGGCCUUGACAGAGUUGAAAUUAAGAACAGAGAAAUGGAAUCAUUGCAAACAACUUAAUUUGACUUGCCCACCAAAAGAAGAAUAAUGAAGGGGCCAUGCCUUGUCUUCUUAUGAGAAUGCUUCAAAAAUACUACUCCACUGUCAGGGUUUUUUGCUCACCAAAUUAACUAACCAUGUCCUCAAUAACAACUCCAACUUUCUUUUUCCAUUCUCCCCCCACUACAAAUACUAGUCUGGUCUUUUUAGCUUUCACAGAUAACCAGCAGAAAAGAGUCGAAUUCUGUAGUUUCUAGUAUGGGGGCAGCUAAUAUACUCGGAGUGCUGGUUCUCACACUACUUGUCAUGUUUCCAGUUUCUUCUCCAGUCUAUGCACUGAGCUUAAACUACUAUGAUCAGACAUGCCCCAAGGCUGAGUCAACAAUUUCGGAUGCUGUCAAAAAGGCAAUGACAAAUGACAAAACAGUUCCAGCUGCCCUACUUCGAAUGCACUUCCAUGAUUGCUUCAUUAGAGGGUGUGAUGCUUCUGUGCUGCUGAAGUCAGUGGGCAAGAACACAGCAGAAAAAGAUGGGCCUCCAAACAUUUCAUUGCAUGCAUUUUAUGUUAUUGACAAUGCCAAAAAAGCAGUGGAAGCUCUCUGCCCUGGUGUCGUCUCUUGCGCUGAUAUCUUGGCUCUGGCUGUAAGGGAUGCAGUUGCCCUGUCUGGAGGCCCUACUUGGAAUGUGUCAAAAGGGAGAAAAGAUGGAAGGAUCUCAAAGGCAACUGAGACCAGACAGUUACCAGCUCCAACCUUCAACAUAUCUCAGUUGCAGCAAAGCUUCUCCCAGAGGGGACUUUCCAUGGAAGAUCUAGUGGCACUCUCAGGCGGUCACACUCUCGGAUUCUCUCAUUGUUCAUCCUUCCAAAACAGAAUCCACAACUUCAACUCCACCCACGACGUUGACCCAUCCGUACACCCAUCAUUUGCAGCCAGCCUACGAAGCGUGUGCCCCCUUCACAACAAGGUGAAAAAUGCAGGAGCCACCAUGGAUUCUUCCUCAACUACAUUUGAUAACACAUACUACAAACUUCUCCUCCAGGGGAGGAGUCUGUUCUCUUCAGAUCAGGCUCUACUCACUACUACAAAGACCAAAGCGUUGGUCUCUCAAUUUGCUAGCUCCAAAGAUGAGUUUGAGAAGGCCUUUGUGAAGUCCAUGAUCAAGAUGAGUAGCAUCACUGGUGGACAAGAGGUAAGGCUAGACUGCAGGGUGGUCAGGUGAAUUUGUAGCCAUUUGGAAACUUUCUGGUGAGGCGUGUGUUUCCUUUUAUUUGUAUGAUCUAAUGUUUGGAGGGUAUUGAAACCAUAAAAGUUACCAACUUGUGUGUUAUUGUUUGCUUCUUUGCCCGUGUACCGUUGAAGUGAACGGUGGCGAGAUGGAAACAAGGUUCAAAUAUGUAUAUGCAUAAAUGGAAAUGUUAAUGAAUUUCAAUUUUCAAAUAUGUGAUCCAGUGGAAGAGACUUUGAUUUGCAAAGUCUGCCUUUCCCUCAUUGAAAUAACAUAUUUUAUUUCCUCUCA